AUGCCACCAAGCCACCGGUUCCCAAAAAUGUUAGCGAAGGUAACACCACCACCACCGGUCCUGAAAUGGGUUCGCAAAAAUAACACUUUCUCAAAAGAAAAGACAAAAGAGCACUUUGAAUGCCCAAAAGUGAUGGUAAAGAUUUUCGGACAGGCAAACAUCACGAAAUGCCCUCAUUUGGAUUGUAGCUCAUUCAAAGAGAGCUCUUCAACAUCUAGCAUAUCAAUUACAUUGGCAUUAUGCGAAUCACAUAGUCCUUCUGGGCAUGUUCAAGAUACUUUCGGCCUUAUACAGAUCCAAUAA
This is a messenger RNA of Priceomyces carsonii, 303 nucleotides long. RefSeq lists its product as uncharacterized. Lineage: Eukaryota; Fungi; Ascomycota; Pichiomycetes; Serinales; Debaryomycetaceae. The coding region runs from base 1 to 303 and encodes 100 amino acids. The transcript has a single exon. The record is from RefSeq and is a predicted model, not a curated record.